This is a messenger RNA of Monoraphidium neglectum, 210 nucleotides long. RefSeq names its product 60S ribosomal protein L37-3. Lineage: Eukaryota; Viridiplantae; Chlorophyta; Chlorophyceae; Sphaeropleales; Selenastraceae. Gene Ontology annotation, cellular component: cytosolic large ribosomal subunit; ribosome. Bases 1 to 210 code for a protein of 69 amino acids. Gene Ontology annotation, biological process: translation. The record is from RefSeq and is a predicted model, not a curated record. Gene Ontology annotation, molecular function: RNA binding; structural constituent of ribosome. The transcript has 4 exons.
AUGGGGAAGAAGGGCAAGGGAACCGGCUCUUUCGGUAAGCGCCGCAACAAGACGCACACUCUGUGCCGUCACCAGUGGGGCCAGAAGGCCAUCCGGCGGAAGACCACCGGCACCGGCCGCAUGAGCUACCUCAAGGACCUGCCCCGCCGCUUCAAGAACGGCUUCCGCGAGGGCACCGAGGCCAAGCCCAAGGCUGUCGCCGCGGCCUAA